AUGAUGGAUGGAAUGGUUACUGAACAAAACAGAAUAUCUGUUCCGGAGAAUCUGAAAAAACAGCUCGCAGUUUCAGUUCGAAGAAUUCAAUGGAGUUACGCAAUCUUCUGGUCUAUUUCUGCUUCUCAGCCUGGAGUGUUAGAAUGGGGAGAUGGAUACUAUAAUGGAGAUAUCAAAACGAGGAAGACGAUUCUAGCAUCGGAGAUCAAAGCUGAUCAGCUUGGUUUACGAAGGAGCGAGCAACUUAGGGAGCUUUACGAGUCUCUUUCUGUCGCUGAAUCUUCUUCCUCCGGCGUCGCCGCCGGAUCUCAGGUCACUAGACGAGCUUCUGCCGCCGCACUCUCGCCGGAAGAUCUCGCCGACACAGAGUGGUACUACUUGGUUUGUAUGUCUUUCGUCUUCAACAUCGGUGAAGGAAUGCCUGGACGAACGUUUGCGAACAGUGAACCGAUAUGGUUGUGCAACGCUCACACCGCAGAUAGUAAAGUCUUUAGCCGCUCUCUUCUGGCAAAAAGUGCUUCGGUUGUGACAGUGAUUUGCUUCCCGUUUCUUGGAGGAGUCGUUGAGAUCGGUACUACAGAACAUAUCAUAGAGGACAUGAAUGUAAUACAAUGCGUGAAGACAUCAUUCCUCGAAGCUCCAGAUCCAUACGCUUCACUGUUACCAACAAGAUCCGAUUAUCACAUCGACAACGUUCUCGAUCCGCAACAGAUCCUAGGUGACGAGAUUUACGCGCCUAUGUUUGGUACUGAGACUUUUCCGGCGACUUCUCCUAGCAGAACUACCAGCAGGUUCGAUCCUGAACACGAGCAAGUAGCAGAAGAUCAUGACUCGUUCAUGGCCGAAGGAAUCAAUGGAGGAGCUUCUCAGGUUCAAAGCUGGCAGUUCAUGGACGAAGAGCUUAGUAACUGCGUUCACCAAUCGCUUAAUUCCAGUGAUUGCGUCUCUCAAACGUUUGUUAAAGCAGCGGCUGGACGAGUUUCUUGCAACGCAAGAAAAGGAAGGGCUCAAAGGUUAGGGCAUAUUCAAGAGCGGCAGAGAAAUGUGAAAAUGUUGUCUUUUGAUCCAAGAAACGAUGACGUUCAUUACCAAAGUGUGAUCUCCACAAUUUUUAAGACCAACCAUCAGUUAAUUCUCGGACCGCAGUUCCGGAAUUGCGAUAAGCGGUCAAGCUUCACGAGGUGGAAGAAAUUAUCGUCAUCAUCAUCUGGAACCGCGUCAAUCGUAUCACCGUCACAAGGAAUGUUAAAGAAGAUUCUUUUCGAGGUUCCUCGAGUGCACCAGAAAGAGAAGUUGUUGUUGGAUUCACCAGGGAUCGGGGAUGAAACCACGAACCACGCGGUUUUAGAGAAGAAACGGCGUGAGAAAUUGAACGAACGGUUCAUGAUCUUGAGAUCAAUCAUUCCAUCAAUCAAUAAGAUCGAUAAAGUAUCAAUUCUUGACGAUACGAUAGAGUAUCUUCAAGAACUGGAAAGACGUGUUCAAGAACUAGAAUCUUGCAGAGAAUCAACCGAUACAGAAACACGUGGGACAAUGACAGUGAAGAGGAAGAAAUCUCACGACGCAGGGGAAAGAACUUCAGCCAACUGCACAAACAAUGAAACCGGAAACGGGAAGAGAGUUCAGGUUGGAGAAACCGAGCCGGCAGAGACCGAUUAUACCGGUUUAACUGAUAAUUUAAGGAUCGGUUCGUUUGGUAAUGAGGUCGUUAUUGAGCUUAGAUGUGCUUGGAGAGAAGGAGUAUUGCUUGAGAUAAUGGAUGUCAUUAGUGAUCUCAACUUAGAUUCUCAUUCGGUACAAUCCUCGACAGGAGAUGGUUUACUCUGCUUAACCGUCAACUGCAAGCACAAGGGUUCAAAAAUGACGACAACAGGAAUGAUCAAAGAGGCACUUCAAAAGGUUGCAUGGAUCUGUUGAAGACUACUUGGUUUAUACUAGCAAAUAUUCCCCGAUUAAGUUUUCUAAUAUUUGGUAUUCUUCAAGCAGCUUUUAGGAAUUCAUGUAAAAACAUUUAUAUAAUUUUGUGACUUUUUUUUGGUUGCUUAACGUAGGUGAAGAAACAAAAAUAAAGACUGAAAACUAUGACUAUUUUUUGGGUAGAUUAUUUUGUUAGCCGGUGAAUUGAAGAUAGC
This is a messenger RNA of Thlaspi arvense, 2132 nucleotides long. NCBI's taxonomy places the organism in Eukaryota, Viridiplantae, Streptophyta, Magnoliopsida, Brassicales, Brassicaceae. The record is from the annotation of a GenBank genome assembly.